AAAAGCCACGAUUCGCGGAGGGACGGCAGAAACAAGUUAGAAAGCGAGAAAAGAGGUCGGUGAAAAUAAAUCAAUACAAAAUGGAUGUCAAUCUCCGCGAAGGUGAUAUUGAAUGUGAUGAAAACAACAAAUUCUUCGGGAAGCACAGAACCCCAACACCACAGUCAAAGAAAGAAAAAUGCAUCACCGGCCUAAGGAAGAAUCUACUGGUUAUCUUAAUAAUAAUUGGCGCUUCGUUGGGAUUCGUUGUCGGUAUUGGUGCUAACAAGCCAAUACAAUCAAUGAAAGAGCCAGACAGAACGACAACAUUGACUGUUCUUGGUUUUCCAGGAGUUCUUCUUAUCAGAAUGCUCAAACUCCUUAUUCUGCCGCUCAUUGUUUCGAGCCUUAUCGUGGGUUUAGCUGGACUAGACUCGCGUGUUUCGGGCAAAUUGGGCCUGAGAGCAUGCUGUUAUUACUUCUCGACAACCGUAAUUGCUGUUAUUAUUGGUUUAUGUCUUGUUUCUGCCAUCAAACCAGGGGAAGGAGCUGACAAGCCGAAAAACUCGAAACCAAACGACCCUGUCAAGCCACUGGACAGUUUCCUUGAUAUCAUAAGGAAUAUGUUUCCAGAUAAUAUUGUUGGAGCAUGUAUUAUGCAGGGAAAAACUAAAAUCAAAAUGGAAAAGGAGCUUAUUCGUGAGUACAACCAAACGAUCACUGGAAACGAAACUGCCGAAUUUCUUGCAAGUGUUGAAAUCAAGCGUGCCGAGAAUGCGACAACGGGAGAAGUCUGGAACUACACAACUGUGCGAGAGUAUCGAAGUUACAAGGCAGUUGGGGGACAAGAAACGAGUUUCAAACCCAAUUUCUUGGGACUUAUCGUCUUCUCAAUAUCCAUAGGAAUUGUUCUAGGCACGAUGGGCGAAAAGGCCAAACCAUUCGUCGAUUUUGUCGCAAUAUUAAACGAAGUUGUAAUGAAACUUGUUCUCCUUGUAAUGUGGUAUUCACCGAUUGGUAUUUGGAGUUUGGUAUCAGCAAAAUUUGCAGAAAUGGCGAACAUUGAAGGGACGUUUAGGAGCCUUGGUCUUUUCAUCGUCACAGUUGUCUCAGCAAUUGGCAUCCACUCGUUGCUUGUCUUGCCGCUGAUAUACUUCAUUGUUGUAAGGAAAAAUCCAUAUAAAUUCAUGAAAGGAUUAUUGGAAGCUAUGAUCACAGCCUUUGGAACAGAUUCAAGUGCUGCUACACUUCCUGUUACGUUCAGAUGCUUGGAAGAAAAUAAUCAUAUUGAUAAACGUAUUACAAGAUUCGUCCUUCCUGUUGGUGCCACCAUCAACAUGGAUGGAACAGCACUAUACGAAGCCAUCGCCGCAAUGUUCAUUGCCCAGGCUGUUGGCGUAUCACUCUCAACAGGAGAUAUCAUCGCAAUCAGCAUAACCUCUACUCUAGCCUCGGUUGGUGCAGCAGCUGUGCCGCACGCUGGCCUCGUUACAAUGUUGAUCGUCUUAGACACUGUCGGCUUGCCAACGGACUACAUCGGCGUCAUAUAUUCCGUUGAUUGGUUCCUGGACCGAUGUCGAACAAUGGCAAAUGUUAUGGGAGAUUCAAUCGGAGCCGGAAUUGUCCAACAUCUGUCAAGACACGAGCUCGAGAAAUACGAUGACCCUGAAUCGCCAGGAGCUACUAUCCAACUUCAUCCGGUUCCUGAAAUUGAAUCCCGACAGCUGUAAAAUAAACCACCUUGAUACUAUGGAGAUAACAUAUAUAAUUUUCGAUCUGGCGAAGAUUUUCGAGUGGCCGUCUUUUUUCAGAAAUGGAUAUAUUCAAGGUACACAAUUGCUGUUUUCCUGUUCAUACUUCCUUAACGGAAGAACUUCUGUAGAUUUCUUGGAAAUUUAUGAGUUUCCCAGGAAAUUGAGGUUUUUCAAGCUACACGGAUUUCGUCGAUAUUUUUUUUAUCAGUCACAUUAUGCGUUCGUAACGUAGCAAUCAUUUCGAUGUCAUGUUCUUCGAGCUGAGUUCUAGAAACCAUAUUUUGUUAGCGAAAAUAUAAGGUUGUUA
Rhopilema esculentum is the source of this 2040-nucleotide messenger RNA. RefSeq names its product excitatory amino acid transporter 3. Lineage: Eukaryota; Metazoa; Cnidaria; Scyphozoa; Rhizostomeae; Rhizostomatidae. Gene Ontology annotation, biological process: L-glutamate transmembrane transport. Gene Ontology annotation, molecular function: glutamate:sodium symporter activity; neutral L-amino acid transmembrane transporter activity; L-glutamate transmembrane transporter activity. Gene Ontology annotation, cellular component: plasma membrane. The record is from RefSeq and is a predicted model, not a curated record.